AUGGUACCAGAAACAAUUGCGGGAAAAAUUGUCGGUGGAGUUUGUUCAUUGAGUGGUGUACUCGUCAUUGCUCUUCCUGUACCGGUUAUCGUAUCAAAUUUCAGUCGGAUUUAUCAUCAAAAUCAAAGAGCCGACAAACGGAAAGCUCAGAGGAAAGCAAGACUGGCACGAAUUAGAAUUGCAAAAGCUUCUUCUGGUGCUGCUUUUGUUACAAAGAAAAAAGCAGCCGAAGCACGUUUGGCAGCUCAAGAAUCCGGAUUGGACAUGGAUGAAAAUUAUAGAGAUGAAGAUAUUUUCGAAUUACAGCAUCAUCAUUUGCUCCGUUGUUUAGAAAAGACGACAAGUAAGAUUAUAGCUCUGAGGUUUUAUUUAUUUCGGCAAAAACAUUUCAAAAAUACAUUUUAA
Messenger RNA from Pediculus humanus corporis (human body louse), 405 nucleotides. Its product is annotated as voltage-gated potassium channel, putative. Bases 1 to 405 code for a protein of 134 amino acids. Gene Ontology annotation, molecular function: A-type (transient outward) potassium channel activity. Gene Ontology annotation, cellular component: voltage-gated potassium channel complex. NCBI's taxonomy places the organism in Eukaryota, Metazoa, Arthropoda, Insecta, Psocodea, Pediculidae. The record is from RefSeq and is a predicted model, not a curated record. The transcript is spliced from 3 exons. Gene Ontology annotation, biological process: potassium ion transmembrane transport.